AUGUAUAAAUAAUAUGACUUGUAAUUAUUCAGUGGUGCCAUAAUAUAAUUGAAACAUUUGAGUACUAAUGAUUAUCUCUUUUCAAAUAGAAUCAAAUUAACAAGUGGGUAAGGAGAAUCAUCUAAAAAUAAUUAGAUCUAAAGAGACAAUGUUAGGAUGUACUAAAAACUAAUAUUAAGAAGGGACAAAAUUUGAAAUUCACUUGGCAUAUACAGAUUUUGGAAAUAUGCUUUAUUAGCCGAUAAAAUAUGGAGACCUUGUAUAUUUAAAAUAAUAAGAUUAAAUUGUGACUAUGUAAUUAAUUUAAUUAAAUUUAGUAAUAUAAAUAACAAAUCAUAAACAACAAAUUAGAAGGAAGCAAUUUUAAUGGAGAAAUAAAAUGAAAUUAUGGGAUCUUAGAUUUUUGUAAUAUCUCCUUCAGAAUUAUGGUAAGGUUCUAUUUUAAAAAUUAAAGAAUCAAUAAUAAAUUAAGCAUCAAUCAUAAGAUUAAUUAAUAUAACAUCUAAUUUAUCUAUACAUUCAAAUUCAAAUUAUUUUAAAUAGAAAGAAUUAUCUGAUUGUGUAGAAGUAAUUGGAUGUAAUGAAAGAGAUUAAAAUGAUGAUUGGUUUGUAAACAUUCAUGACAUUAAUCUUAUAAAUGGAAUCAUUCAUUUAUUACCUAGAUUUUCUAAACCAAUUUUCCAUGGAAGUCUAGUUAUAAUUCGUAAUGCAUUUUUAGGUACAGCUUUAAAUUCUCAUUCUAUUCUAUUAAAAUCAAAAAAUUAAGAAGUCACCACUAAUUCUAUAAUACCAAGAAUAUGUAUAUUAUUAAUAUUAGAAUUUUAGCAAAUGAACUUUGGGAAGUUGUUUUGAUGAAAAUAGAAGGAGAAAGAAAACAUUCAAUUGAAAAUCAAUUAUUAUAUGGUGAAAAGUUUUCAUUAUUACAUUCUAAUACUAAUCAAUUUCUAAAAUAUAAUAAAGGAUAAACUAAUUCAGAUAAAACAUUUUAAGUUUGUUGUUCUGAUUAAAAUCUAUUCUUAGAAGAAUGGUCUAUUAUUCCAUUAAGUCAAUAAUAAACUCAAGCAGUUUUUUGUAAUGACUUUUUUUUAAUUAAAAAUAACACUUGUUAAUAAUAUCUAACUUCAAUUGCUGAACCUUCUUAUAUAACUAAAUAACAAUACAAAACAUUUUUAACAUAAUUGCCGACCAAUGCUUCAGUGUGGACUAUUGAAGCAGUUUUGAAUAAUAAACAAAAUUAUUCAUGA
Paramecium primaurelia is the source of this 1244-nucleotide messenger RNA. The record is from the annotation of a GenBank genome assembly. NCBI's taxonomy places the organism in Eukaryota, Ciliophora, Oligohymenophorea, Peniculida, Parameciidae.